Messenger RNA from Sphaeroforma arctica JP610, 1336 nucleotides. RefSeq names its product CAMK/CAMKL/CHK1 protein kinase. Gene Ontology annotation, cellular component: site of double-strand break; nucleus; cytoplasm. The record is from RefSeq and is a predicted model, not a curated record. The coding region runs from base 1 to 1167 and encodes 388 amino acids. The transcript has a single exon. Gene Ontology annotation, biological process: protein phosphorylation; mitotic G2 DNA damage checkpoint signaling. Lineage: Eukaryota; Ichthyosporea; Ichthyophonida. Gene Ontology annotation, molecular function: ATP binding; protein kinase activity.
AUGCAAAAAAUUCUGGAUUGGCUUGCGUCGCCCUUUGGGGGUGGAGAUAACAAUAAACAACCACUGCCCGUUCUUAGUAAUUCGCAAUUGCUUGUUCCUUCUAAUAGAUCAACGCAUUAUUGUAAAACUCAUGAAUAUGGUGUUCCCAAAGUACUGAGUUCGCACGAUUUGAGUACCCUCACCUCUUUGGGUGAUAAAAAGCGUAAUUAUGACGAUUUGUUGAAAGAUUAUGUUGUUGUGGAACAGCUUCGUGAUGGUAGUACUGCUGAAGUUUUUCUUGCUAAACAUGUUGUGUCUGGUUCCCUCGUGAUAAUCAAGGAACAACUUCUCAAAAAUCGGGAAGUUAGUUCGAUUUAUAAAGAGGCAAUUAUGCACAGUCGUUGCGAGUUCAGUAGUGUGGUGAAAUUCGUUGCCACUGCUGCCAAUCAAACAGCAAUGGUUAUUUUACAGGAAUACUGCUCUGGUGGUGAACUGUACGAUGCUAUUGUGCCAGAUGUUGGCCUGCCGGUCCAACAAGCAGAAAGUUACCUGCUACAGCUGAUCAAUUCGGUCAUUGACAUGCACUCAGCAAAUGUCGUACAUCGUGAUCUCAAACCUGAGAAUAUCAUCCUUGAUGAAAGUAAAAGCAAUCUGAAGGUCAUAGACUUUGGGUUAUCUGACGAUGCCCGGAGGAAGCGCGUACGCAGACAUGUAGGUACUGUUCCCUACAUGGCACCUGAACUGAUGGCUAAUUCCAGUCAGAAAUAUAUUAGCACAGACUUGUGCAAGACUGAUGUGUGGUCGCUUGGUAUUACUUUCUUUUGCAUGCUGACUGGUACAUUUCCGUGGGCUCAAGCGGACAAGUCUUGUGCCCAAUAUAGAAGAUUCCGCCGAGGAGAUUUUAGCCGUAAACCGUGGAAAAACCUCCUGCCGACUCAUCUGACAUUGCUGCGUCAUAUGUUGGCCGAGAACCCAAGCGAGAGGUGGGAUGCGCAAGCGAUCAAGGAAUAUAUUAUAGCCCAUUGGGUCAUUGUAGAGAGUGAAGAUGAAGGUCUGGUGAUUGAUAGACAUGGCGACUCUAAAUUAAAAAAUUCGGCGGAUAGUGGGUUCGAAUCUGAGUCAACCGACGAGAUGGAAGUUCGUGCCCCCCCACACGAGGACGACCCUGUCUUGACGGAAGACUGGUGAUCUGAUGCCAAAAUGACAGAAUGCUGGAAUCGAAGCGAUACCUAGAGUGAUAUUAAUUAUGCAGAAGAGCACUGCCACAACCCAAACAAAUACCUCCGCAUCACAAACUAGACACUGAAGCCGGGAAUGUCGACGCGCGUCGCCCGGUUUAAGUAGAUCAAUAAAUUUC